Molecule: messenger RNA, 2416 nt
Organism: Pleuronectes platessa (European plaice)
Lineage: Eukaryota; Metazoa; Chordata; Actinopteri; Pleuronectiformes; Pleuronectidae
Gene: tfa
Product: transferrin-a
Exons: 18
Coding region: 16-2148 (710 amino acids)
Biological process (GO): antibacterial humoral response; iron ion transport
Cellular component (GO): plasma membrane; recycling endosome; early endosome
Source: RefSeq, a predicted model, not a curated record
AGAUCAGGCGGAUAAAUGAGGCUCGCUAUAAAAGGCCUGAGCUGCCUCCCUGCGGCUCCACUCUGUGCUGACCUGCCGGAGACCCAGCCGCCAGACAUGAAGCCCCUCCUGCUCCUGCCGCUGCUCGGAUUCCUCGCCACCAUCGCCUCCUGCACCCCUAGCGUGAAGUGGUGCGCCACGUCGGGGCAAGAGAAGGCGAAGUGUGACGCCCUGAGUGCUGUGGCCCCGGUGUUCUCCUGUGUGCAGAGAAGCGGAACCAGGGAAUGUUUGACCGCCAUCAAGGCUGGUGAGGCAGAUGCCAUCACUUUAGAUGGAGGGGACAUCUACACUGCUGGACUGGACGAAUUCAAGCUGCAUCCCAUAAUUGCUGAGCAGUACGGCACCUCUGCUGAAACCUGUUACUACGCUGUUGCUGUGGUGAAGAAGGGCACAGGAUUUAAACUCGGGGAACUGAGGGGGAAGAAAACCUGCCAUACUGGGGUGGGGAAAUCUGCAGGCUGGAACAUUCCCAUAGGAACUCUGCUCGACAAGGGAUACAUUACUUGGGCAGGCAGUGAUGAUGGAAGCUUGGAGGAAGCGGUGGCCGAGUUCUUCCUGUCCAGCUGUGCCCCCGGGGCAACAAGCCCGAAGCUGUGCGAGCUGUGCAGAGGAAACUGCGAAAAAUCCGACUCUAAUCCUUAUUAUAAUUACCACGGGGCUUUCCAGUGUCUGAAAGAUGGAACAGGAGAAGUAGCUUUUGUGAAGCAUCUCACUGUCCCUGUUGAAGAGAGGGGCGACUAUGAGCUGCUGUGCACUGAUGACACCAGAAAGCCCUUGGACCAGUAUGAGAACUGCAACCUUGCCAAGGUUCCAGGUCAUGCUGUUGUCACUCGCAGUGAAGACCAGGAGCUGGCGGACCUCAUCUGGAAAAGCCUCGACUCAGUAAAGGGCUUUGACCUUUUCUCGUCGGGGCCCUAUGGUGGAAAGAACCUGAUGUUCAAGGACUCGACAACAAGGCUUAUGCAGCUGCCCCCGAACGUGGACUACACCAUGUAUCUGGGUCCUAAGUACUUAGACAGCAUCAGAACCAUUAAGAGAGUGAAAACCCCAAGCAUCACGACUGACACCAUAAAAUGGUGUGUUGUGGGCGACAGGGAGGAAGCCAAGUGUGACAGGUGGAGCAGCGACAGUUUGUUAUUAGAUGGCACCAAGUUUGAUUGCAUCAAAGGCAUCUCAUCUGAAGACUGCCUGAAAAAGAUUAUGCAUAAAGAGGCUGAUGCAGUGGCAGUGGAUGGAGGUCAGGUGUACACAGCUGGAAAGUGUGGUCUAGUUCCUGCUAUGGUGGAGCAGUAUGAUCAAGGCCAGUGCGGUCCAAGUGCAGUCCCAGGCUCCUCUUACUAUGCUGUCGCUGUGGUAAAGAAAGGUUCAGUGAGUACCUGGUCAGACCUGAAAGGCAAGAGGUCUUGCCACACAGGCCUGGGAAGAACCGCUGGCUGGAACGUCCCCAUGGGUAUCAUCUACAAAGAAACUCAAGACUGCAACUUCUCGGCUUAUUUCAGUAGUAGCUGUGCCCCUGGAGCCGACCCCAGCUCUUCGCUCUGUGCUCGGUGUAUUGGAGAUUCUAACUCUCUGUCCAAGUGCAAACCCAGUUCUGAAGAGAGGUACUACGGCUACGCUGGAGCUUUUAGAUGUCUGGCGGAGGGUUCCGGUGAUGUUGCCUUCGUCAAACACACAAUCGUCGGGGAAAACACAGAUGGUCAAGGACCAGAUUGGGCCCUACCUCUCAAGUCCAGUGAAUAUGAGCUGAUCUGCCCUGGCAAAGGUCCAGUGCCAGUCAGUGAUUUCCUGAGUUGCCACUUGGCUAAAGUGCCCGCACAUGCUGUGGUGACCCGUUCAGAGAUCCGCACCAAGGUGGUCGGCUUUCUGACCCAUCAGCAGGCCAAUUUUGGAAGCAGUUCCAGCACUGACACGUUCAAAAUGUUCGGGUCGGAAUUUGGAUCGAACCUCCUCUUCAAGUCCUCCACUAAAUGUCUCAAGGAGACAACUGGUCAGGACUAUGCAACAUUUUUGGGAUCAGAAUACAUGACCGCGAUGAGUUCACUCAGAACUUGCAAAGAAUCCACCUCAGAUCUGGAACAGCUUUGCACUUACAAUAUGUGUCAGAACUGAAGGGGAUCGUGGACUUUGUUGCACCUCAGCUGGGGCUCUGUGAUUCAAGCAUCUUCCAACAAUUCCCACAAUUGACCCAAAACUUGCUUUGAGUAUUUUCUUACCGACCCAAAAUGUAGACCCGUUUUGAGAAGAGCGACCUGAACGAUCAUGUCUAUGUGCAGCCCUUUUCAUGCUGUUGGAGCAGAAUGAUAUAUUUUUAUUAAAUCAAUCAUGUUUUGUUGAUCCAUGCCUCACUCUUCUCAAAUAAAGCCUUUUUGAAUGCUGA